Molecule: messenger RNA, 513 nt
Organism: Carya illinoinensis
Lineage: Eukaryota; Viridiplantae; Streptophyta; Magnoliopsida; Fagales; Juglandaceae
Exons: 1
Coding region: 1-513 (170 amino acids)
Source: RefSeq, a predicted model, not a curated record
AUGUUCUUAAUGAGGAGGCUGAUGGACAGCCAUCGAGGCAUUGUGGCAAUCGCCAACGUCGUAAGUUUAUUCGGCGUGAUCAUAUUCAAUGGCACAAACACCUAUUUCGCGAUUAUUUCGCAGAAAAUCCAGUAUAUCCCUCAAAUCUAUUUUCGGAUGAGUCAUCCUCUAUUUCUCCGUAUUCUAAAUGAGGUAGAGUCUUACGAGCCGUACUUCAUUCAAAGAAGAGAUAAUGCCGGAAGACUCGAUUUAUUUUCUAUGCAAAAGAUAACUGUAACACUUAGAAUGUUGACGUAUGGGGUUAUUGAAAAUUUUAUAGAUGAAUACAUACGUAUUGGUGAAAGCACCACAAUGGAGAGCCUCAAAACAUUCUCUAAGACAAUAGUAAGUAUUUUUUCAGAUGAAUAUUUGCGGUCUCCAAAUGCCAAUGAUAUUGCCCGAUUGCUUGUGGUUGGUGAACAACGGGGAUUCCCAGGAAUGUUGGGAAGCAUUGACAGCGUGCAUUGGAAGUGA